Oncorhynchus masou masou (cherry salmon) is the source of this 1479-nucleotide messenger RNA. Its product is annotated as hyaluronidase-like. NCBI's taxonomy places the organism in Eukaryota, Metazoa, Chordata, Actinopteri, Salmoniformes, Salmonidae. The coding region runs from base 1 to 1479 and encodes 492 amino acids. Gene Ontology annotation, molecular function: hyalurononglucosaminidase activity. The transcript has 3 exons. Gene Ontology annotation, biological process: hyaluronan catabolic process; defense response; carbohydrate metabolic process. Gene Ontology annotation, cellular component: cytoplasmic vesicle. The record is from RefSeq and is a predicted model, not a curated record.
AUGGCGCUGAUUCGCCGCUGUCUGCUGGUGGUAAUGUUGUGGAUUGGGGUCAGAGAAGGGGCCGGUGGUGAGCAGAUGAAGCAGGCCCAGGCUCCUCUUAUCCCUCAUCGGCCCUUCAUCGUAGUGUGGAACGCCCCCACUGAGUCCUGCCGCCUUCGCUUCAAGGUGGACCUGGACCUCAGCGUCUUUGACAUCGUGGCCAACCUCAACGAGACCCUUAGCGGGCCCAAUGUCACCAUCUUCUACCAUAGCCACCUGGGCUAUUAUCCUUACUACGCCAGCUCUGGGAACCCCAUUAACGGGGGCCUGCCCCAGAACCAGAGCCUGUCCAAGCACCUGAGCAAGGCCAGGGCCGACAUCGACAAGCUCAUCCCUCACAAGGACUUCCGAGGCCUGGGUGUCAUUGACUGGGAGAACUGGAGGCCCCAGUGGGUGCGCAACUGGGGCUCGAAGGACAUCUACCGCAACAAGUCCAAGGAGCAGAUCCGGAAGCUCCAUCCAGAUUGGCCUGAGAGCAAGUUGGAGAAUGAGGCCAAGGAGGCCUUUGAGAGGGCCGGACAGGCCUUUAUGAACAAUACUCUACUGUUGGCUGAAAGUCGACGACCUGACGGCCUCUGGGGCUUCUACUUGUUCCCCGACUGCUACAACUAUGGCUACAAGACGCAUCCGCAUCGCUACACAGGUGAAUGCCCCAACGUGGAGCAUGUCCGUAAUGACCAUCUGAUGUGGCUUUGGAGGGAGAGCACAGCUCUCUACCCCUCCGUGUACCUAGACUACGAACUCAAGUCCUCGGCCAACACCGUCAAGUUUGUCCACUACCGCGUCAAAGAGGCCAUGAGGAUUGCCUCCAUCGCACGCACCGACUUCACCCUGCCUGUGUUUGUCUACUCUAGACCCUUCUAUGCCUACACCUUCACGGUCCUCUCAGAGAGUGACCUGGUGCACACUAUUGGAGAGAGUGCAGCUCUAGGGGCGUCAGGAGUGGUACUUUGGGGCUCCUCAGAAUAUGCUCGAACUCAGAGAAACUGCCUGACCGUGAAGAAGUAUAUUGAUGGCCCGUUAGGCCACUAUGUCAUCAACGUCACCUCAGCCGCCAAGCUGUGCAGCAAAGCCCUGUGCAAGAAGAACGGCAAGUGUGUGAGGAAGAGCCUCGACUCAGGAGCCUACCUUCACCUCAACCCCCGCUUCUUCCACAUCCGCCGCAACCUGGGCCCCCGGGGACCCCGCUUCCACGUGAGCGGCCAUCUUAACAACCACGACAUCCUGGACAUGAAGCACAAGUUUACCUGCCAGUGCUACCAAGGCUGGACGGGGGUCUACUGCGAGAUGCCCCAGAUGCCACCGCUCCCUCCCAUGCCCCGACCUAGGGACAACAGCCUGCUAGGGGACAUACUGGUCAUCCUGUCACUUCACUUCUCCUGUCUGUGUGUCAUCAUGUUCCUUGGUCUCUGCCUCAUCAUCAAGUGCUUGAUACUGUAG